AUGUCUUCCAUCAAGAAGGCCAUAGAGACUUGCGAUGCUGCUCUGGAUUUCCUCUCCCAGUCCUCGCAGGCAGAGGAUAUCCCUCCGGCGGAACUGGCGGUUAUUCGUCAAGACUUUCUGUCUUUAUUACUCCUGAUCUAUGGAUCUACAACCAAAAUUUCACUGGCUAUGAAGCCCAAAGCUUUCACGUAUGGUGCAGCACUCUCGCCGCUAAAGGACAUGUCAAAUCACAUCUCCGCGCUUGCGCACUGUACAGAUAUGUUGCUGCCCAAAAUUCACGGGGCCACUCUUGUCCAGGAAUUCAAUAACAUCUGUAGAGAUAUCAUCAAGUCAGUUAAAUCUCUCCUUGUUAUUUUUGACGUGUCCGAAACGCGCGUUCUUGAAUCGGGAGAUGAUUACCUCGUUAAAACCGGUGAAAUCCACCAUUUGAUUGAUAAAGCACGCUCGUCAUCCAGAGAUGGCUUGUCGGUUGACAAUCUCUCUGCUGUUCGAAAAAAAUGGCAGCGGGACAGUGGGCCCUUGGAUGAUGGUUUGAAGGAGCUCAGUGAUAUGAUUGAAUAUGACGCGGAUGAUGGUGAGGAUGGCGAGGACGAUGAAUGGGAUGAAUUGGGUCUAGGCUCUGUCAAGUGCCUCGAUGAACAGGAGCUUGAACGGGCAAAACAGGUUUACGCCAUCAUCCGUCUAUCAACGUUGUUACACAAACGAAUUUUGCAGGACUUUUUAUCGCCAUCACCUUCGUCGGCCCUUCCGAACUCAGAUCUCGACAAACUUGCACCAUGUUCAUCAGCCCUGUUGUCGGCCUCGGACGACCUUAUCUCUUCCUUCUAUCCUCCCCAAGAUCUGUCUGCAAUAGCUGCCGAAUUGAAUAACUUCCAAGAAAGCGUCGAUCGUCUCAAGUCAUCGCUCGACGCUGUCGUUGAUGGCCGAACACUACAAGCGCAGUUUGAUGCUCUCAACGUCAUCGACAAGGCUCCGACUUCGACUCUCACCAAGUGGUAUAAGACUUGUUUUGCACAAAUACAAAAAACCUCGCAGAACCUAUCGCAAUGCCUAUCAGCCAAUUCGGAGACUUGA
This is a messenger RNA of Guyanagaster necrorhizus, 1074 nucleotides long. RefSeq lists its product as uncharacterized. Gene Ontology annotation, cellular component: nucleus. The transcript has 2 exons. Bases 1 to 1074 code for a protein of 357 amino acids. The record is from RefSeq and is a predicted model, not a curated record. Lineage: Eukaryota; Fungi; Basidiomycota; Agaricomycetes; Agaricales; Physalacriaceae.